Molecule: messenger RNA, 3123 nt
Organism: Chionomys nivalis (European snow vole)
Lineage: Eukaryota; Metazoa; Chordata; Mammalia; Rodentia; Cricetidae
Gene: Sytl5
Product: synaptotagmin like 5
Exons: 19
Coding region: 580-2841 (753 amino acids)
Biological process (GO): exocytosis; intracellular protein transport
Cellular component (GO): exocytic vesicle; plasma membrane
Molecular function (GO): neurexin family protein binding; phospholipid binding; small GTPase binding
Source: RefSeq, a predicted model, not a curated record
GGACUUCUCUCCCUUCCCGGGGUCUGCGCAUCAGCUCCAGACUCCGAGCUCCAGUUCCGCGACUCUGUCGGCUACUCUCCCAGGCGGCGCGACUCCUAUCUCCCUUCUGAGGCUGGACCAGUCGCCUUUCCCCAUAGGUGAGGACUAGAUGAGGAAAGAGGUGGAAGAUUAAUUAACAGUCCAAAGUUAUACAUGGUUGACGACAGAGAAAAUGCAGUGCUUUCUACAUUCUUGGCCCAGAGGAAUUGAAUCCUGUUCUGAAGCUUUUUGAGAGAUCAAAGUUCAGCAUAAUUAGUGAGUCUUUGCUGCUGACUGGGUACCGCAGCAAAGGCUUUAGAGAAUUAGUUCUUCAGUGCAAACAAUGAUUUUCAUGGACUGUAAUCUCAGUAUAACAUGCUUUCCCUGUAACCUGAAAGAAUACCCAGCACUCGUCAGCAAAUCUGUGGAGACCUUAUAGAAACCCUCUUAACUGAACCGCUGCGACUCUGGGUUGGCCAGGGAGAACCUUAACAAUAGUAAAUAUCCAUUUGCCUUCUGGAAGAUUCAAGCACUGCCACACCGAACUGCUGCGGAAAUACCAUGUCUAAGAACUCAGAGUUCAUCAAUCUGUCAUUUUUAUUAGACCAUGAGAAGGAAAUGAUUCUGGGAGUCCUAAAGAGAGAUGAAUAUUUGAAAAAAGUGGAAGACAAGAGAAUAAGGAAGCUGAAAAAUGAACUUUUAGAGGCAAAAUGUAGAAGUGGGAAGACUCAACAAGAGACCAGUAGAGUCUGUGUUCACUGUCAGAAAAAACUUGGCCUCAUCUUUGACCGGGGAUAUCCAUGCCAAGUCUGCUUCCUCAAGGUGUGCAGUGAAUGUCAAGUCAUGGGCCCCGAUGGCAGCUGGAAGUGCACUGUCUGUGCCAAAGUCGCGCAGCUAAAGUUUAUAAGUGGAGAAUGGUUUUAUGAAGAAAAAGCAAAGCGUUUCAAGCAAGUCAAUGUUCUGGGCACUGAUGUUGUCCGACAGUCCAUCUUAAGAAGAAGCCCAGGAUCUGAAGAAAUACAAAGCCAAGAGGAAGCCCACCAAGAUGUAGACAAGUCAGACACUUCAUCUUCAAUCAGACAGAAGGCCACUCAUGAUGGAUCCAAGAGGAGGGGAUUUCUUCUGAGCAAGUUCAGAUCAGCAACCAGAGGAGAAAUCAGAACUCCAAAACCUGAAAGUGGGAGGAGCUAUAGCUUGGACUUAGACAGUCAUACACUUCAGAGUUUCAAGUCAGCCUCUGGAUCAGACAGAAGUACCGCUUGGCCAGAUCUCAUUGACCAGGAGGCGAGACGAGGAACACCGACAAACAGCUACAGCAAUGGUGGAAUCCCUGCCACUCAGAGGUCACCAGCCCCAAGUGCUCGUAGUGUGACCUCCAUCAGCAGUAGAGAUCACGUUGUUGAAAAGUCCAUGACUGUGGGUGCCAGGGAAAGCCCCUCUGAGGAACUGACAAAGAGUCACCGCAGAAAUACAUCUGGGCCACCUUCCAUCGCCGUGUUGGGGGCCUCCCUUUCCUCGGACCGGAGUCAAUCUGAGUUAGAUUUCAGUGAGUCAUUUACAGAAGACUUAGAGGAUACUUCAAGCGUAAGAAGCAGAUCUGUCUCUGGGACAUUAGACAAAGACUUGAACUCCUUAGAAGAUGCUGAAGAUGAUGCCAAUGACUUAGUGUCCUCUGGGUUUUCUGCAAGUCCCCACAGUCUGGCAACAGGCCUUUCAAUGAACUCCCAAGCAGGAUCUGAUAGGAAGAGGAGCUACCUAAAUGUGCCUGAUGCCAAUUCAGACACCACCAGCCUUAACAGCAUGAUGAGUGUUUACAGUGAGACAGGAGACUAUGGCAACGUGAAGGUAACCGGGGAAAUUCUUCUCCACAUCAGCUACUGCUACAAAACUGGCAGCCUCUACAUUUUUGUCAAGAAUUGCAGAAACCUGGCCAUCGGUGAUGAAAAGAGACAGAGGACAGAUGCUUACGUCAAGUCAUACCUUCUUCCAGACAAGUCUCGAAACAAUAAGCGCAAGACCAAAAUUAGAACAGGCACCAAUCCAGAAUUUAAUGAAACACUGAAGUAUACCAUCAGCCACACCCAGCUGGAAACAAGAACUCUGCAGCUCUCAGUCUGGCACUACGAUCGCUUUGGACACAACAGUUUUCUUGGAGAAGUGGAAAUAGCUUUUGACUCAUGGAACUUUGAAAACCCAUGUGAUGAGUGGUUUGUGCUUCAGCCCAAGGUGGAGUUGCCUCCUGAUAUUGGCCUUCAAUACAAAGGAGAGCUAACAGUUGUCUUACGAUACAUUCCUCCAGAGGAGAGCCCUAUAUUCCAAGUAGAACAACCUCAAGGAAAGAAGACCUUUAAAAAGGGAAAGAAGAAAGAGUCACCUGUCAUCUCUGGGGGAAUACUUGAAGUGUUCAUCAAAGAAGCAAAGAAUCUGACAGCAGUCAAAUCAGGAGGCACUUCUGACAGCUUCGUGAAGGGCUACCUGCUUCCUGAUGAUAACAAAGCCACCAAGCACAAAACGGCGGUUGUCAAAAAGAGUGUUAACCCUCAAUGGAAUCAUACAUUCAUAUUCACUGGCCUGUAUCCUCAGGAUAUAAAGAAUGUUUGCCUAGAACUCACCAUCUGGGACAAGGAAGCCUUUUCCAGCAACAUCUUUCUAGGAGGUGUUCGUUUAAAUUCUGGAAGUGGUGUCAGUCAUGGGAAGAAUGUGUACUGGAUGGACUCUCGAGGAGAGGAACAACGCCUUUGGCAAAGGAUGAUUGACAGCCCUGGGGUAUCUGUAGAGGGCAUUCUCAUGCUGCGUUCCAGCAUGGCAAAAUGGAAGUUCUGAAGGGACCAGUUCUCCAAGAACUACAUCUCUGGUUGCCUACUGUUUUCUCUAAGCAAAGACUGGGCCCUUGAAUUCUGUUGCCCUGUUAUUUCUCACCUCUUAGGACAUGAGAGGAGAUAUGUCAGUGUUGUGAACAUCUAGGAUCUUGCUGAUUGUCUGAAAAGCAUAUCCUUCUAUAUGUUCCCCCACUCAGGUUUCCCUGAUUAGACAAUAGGAAGUGGACCCCACCAUCUUGCCAACAAGCAGACUGUGCAAUGGCUCAUGGGCUUUAUACUGACAGCA